UUCGACAACCUUUUCAGUCAUUUUGUGCGUUUAUGUUAAGUUUCCUAUUUGAUUGUGUUUUUUAGUUGUUGCUUUUGGUAUUUUCGAUAGUUUUUAAUGAUACGUCUCGACAGUUGCAAUGAAUUUAUUGUUGCAUAAACCUAUUUAUGUAAAAGUGUUAAGGCAUUCACAUGGGUAUAUCCAUGUUUGCCAUGUACAUUAUCUCUUUGGGGUGCAUGUUCAGCUGUGUUGAAUCUGAAGGUGCGGUGAGAUUCUUAGUGUAAUUUUCGGUUUGUUAAAGGGAGAAGUUAAGCUAUUUGCAUUCAAGAUUAAUGGGCUCAAUACUGAACUUGCAAACAGCCGAUCGCACUGUAUGGUAAAUGUAGGAGUGCAAAUACACUGGCUACUUAUUCUGUCUUGUAAUCUCAACUCGGAAGUUUUGUAUCGGUGUUCACUUGGAUGAAUAGGUCUGUCAGAUGUGGUUUGAUUUUCUUAUCGACUGCUCACGUGUUGAAGAACAGCGUCCUAUCGUAAUAUUUCCCCACUUUUAUAGACGCCCAACACUAGCUUUAUAACUUGAUAGUUCGCUUCAGAGUGCACUCAUUAGCUUUGACCUCAGAAGUCGAACUUAGUGGUUAGAAUGAAAGAGAUUGAGGAAUGUUUUUAGUGGACAAAUAUGGUUAGUUAAGACAUAUUUCUCAUGUACCAGGUUAUGAACAACGUUGAUUGUACUACCUUGCUGCCGAUUUCGAUGCAUGUAGAGUGGGAUUCAAAACCUAGACCCUAUGACUGACUGAAGGCUGAGCUGCCUAACAGAUAUGUACAUAGCACAUUUGAAUCCAUGUGCAUUUCUUGUUUGCAAGCUUUAAGGGUUAAAGGCUUUGUCUUAUUAAGCUUAGGCAAUAUAUACAUGAUUCACAUAGUUUUACUUGUUCAGAGUCCUAUGUUCCUUUUCUUACAUCGAAACUAUCCAUCUUCAGACAUAGUCUCACAAUUAGAGGUUUGUAUAUUAUGUUCAUUGUUUUAUAUGUCAUAUAGUACGGUCUCAGCUAACGAAAACGUGAAGCAUACUGCCCCGAAUUUGGGAUACUUUUUUAUUGGACCUGUUUUUUUGCCUCUGAGUGACUGCAGUGCCCGGAUGGUCCUACGCGUAACUCAUACGUUUGGUUUAAUUAAUCGAUUUCAAUUAUCGCUCCGGCUUUCUUAGAAGUCAUAUAUACAUAUGUAUACAAAAUGUAGUGUUGUUCAGUCGAAUAAAGUUGGGCAGAUGCACUCCUCAUGAUUUUGUACAAAGUGAUUGGCUUCACUUUUGUGAACACAUAUUCUUCGAAUCUCUUGGCCUGCAGAAUAAGCCUAAAGUUGAAAUCCCUCACAUUUUGUUAGUUUUAACCAAUAGUAAGAUAGCUAUUAUUUCAAUAUAUGCGUAAAACAUGGGCACUGUGGUAGUAAGUGAUUCAAUAUUAGUUUGUUUAUUAGAUAUAUCACACAGUGAAACAGUAUUAUUUACUGGAUAACGUUUCGAACACAAUUUAUUGUUCAUAAUCAUAUCAUCCGUUAUUAUCACAUAAUUUCGAAACUUGAGUUUAAAAGUCCAGCUAUAGCACUACAUGCAAUUACAUACAAGCAUAGAAUAGUAUGGGAUAAGAUGACAUUUUUAGAAUGUAACGUCACAGGGUGGAGGGAGAGAUUGAUAACGGAAGCUUUAUUUAUGGAAUCAACUGAAGAGAAUACGCGUAGUAGGAAUGAUUCAACACCUGUCCCAGAUAUCUGGAAAAUUCUCCUACCCCUACGAGAAAUAGAAGAGAAAAAAGAAAACUAUAAAACUCAAGUUUCGAAGUCAUGUGAAUAUAGUUGAUAUGAUUACGAACAAUAAAUUGUGUUCGAAACGUUAUCCAGUAAAUGGUACUGUUUCAUCCUUGUGUGAUAUAUCUAAUAAACAAACUAAUAUGGAAUUAGCUAUUAUUUCACCAUGUAGUCGACUGUUACGGACCCAAAUAAAAAUCAGUCGUUCAAAGAAGAAUUAUGUAAGAUAAAUUACCAUCUGUGAAAAAGGUGAAUGGUGGUCAUCAUUUCCUAAAUGCAAGAAAUCUCUUUGGAAAUUCCUUCCAUAUUCUUUAGUAUUUUUUUUUCUGACGUUUCGAUAUUAGAGACUUUUGGUAAAUAAGUGCUUAAGUAUACGUCCGUAAAGUUAGUUUAAAAAGUCGUUUAAAAUAUGCAUUGAUUAAACCUUGUUAACACACAAAAAGCUUGUGUUUUGUACCUACAAGAUAGUUUGUUAUCCUAUAUUGACCACUAAUCAGCAAAUUUUGUUUGUGUGUGUGUGUGUGAGAGAGAGAGAGAGUGAUUUUCUGAUAUUUUAACUAGCAUUAAAUUCUGUUAUAAACAGUUGAUGCCUUGGGAUUUCUUUCUGGACCUGUUUUCCUCAUCUUCAGGGUUUUGUGCUUGUGUGCUUAACCACAAGGAAUCAUUUAUCUUUGGCGUUUUUUGUUUUACGUAUAGUAUGUUAGCAUUUUUAUGCUUAAUAUAAAGAUUUUGAAAUUUAUGUUAAGGCAUUUCAUUUGAACAGAACGACUUUUGAAAGUUUUCCAUCUGUUACUCGUGUAUUAUUCUCUCAUUGUGUAUAGAUGUGUUGCUCAGCAUUUAGAGUGCUACAAAUCAAAUUUAAAAAUCAUACAUAUGAAUUCUGUCAAGACAGUCAACUUUUUCUCAACACGUCGUGUUGUUAACUUUACUAACAGUUUAAUGAACUAACUUGCCGACAGUUUUCAAGUUACAUUAUUUUUUAUAGAUAUUUUAUAUGACGUGUCUUUAUCUUGCGUCAACCUUUUUUACACAGAAAGUUUCCAGAAAUUUUAACCCAGAUGUAUAUUAUCAUUAUUACUGGAAAAAUCUGGCCACAAAACGGGGUUUAUUUAAAGGUGUUGUCAUUGUGAACCAUCUUAGCGGAUCAAAUGUAUCAACUAAUCUAUAUGUUGUAAUUGUUAUAGAUGAGUUGGGGAGAACUGUACAAGCUUGCCUUGUAACCGGAAGACCCUGGGUUCGCACCUCAGGAUCCAUCUCCAUUUUCUCCUACAUAUUUAUCAAGCAAUCAAGUCUUGUUUGGUUUUUUCCCAGACAGAGUUUCUUGUUGCUAAUUCUUUUUGGCCGACCAUUCGAUAUUCAGUAUUGAGCCAGAGAAGAGGGCAGCUGUUGAUAAAAGUGUGUAACUUGUCGGACAUCCUUUCCGUAACACGCUGGCCAAUUUUAUCACCCGUAUAGAACACCUGACUGACUUGACAUUGGUGUUGAAAAUCCGAAUCUUGUUCUUCUUGCUGAGGCGAAGUUCAGAAGAUUUGCAAACUGGUUUCAGGUUGACGAGGGCGUGUCUUGACUUUCCGAUUCUGACUGGCUGGUUUUGACAUAUUCAUCCGUUCCGCUGGCCUGUAGUUGAAAUGAUGCUUUCUGGCUGGAUAAGUGAAGGAAGUAACCUCUGUUAAAUCUCUCCCGUUGAUAGUGAUUGAUGCUGGUUGUUGUUAUCGUUGUUGCUGCUGUUGGUUGGCUGGUUAUCUUCAUCACCUCCGUCUUCUCUAUGUUCAUGUGGAGUCCUGUCUUCUCUGGCUGCCAGACUCUUCAUUCAGUUUGUUGGUUUUCGUCUGCCUUUAAGUCUUCGAAUUUGUGUGAUAUUAUACACAUAUCAUCUGCGAAAUCCAGAUCUUUUAGAUGAAGUCUUCUUAUCGUUGGUCCAGUCUACUCCUGUCUUCUCGCUCUCAACACACAGUCUGACGCAUAAUCUAGUCAGUCGACCACAAUUAAGAAUAUCAUCUGUGAUAGUAGUGGGCAGCCAGACUUGUUUUACUCCUGUGUUCACUUCGAAUGCCUCGCUGAGUUUUCCGUUGUGGAUCACCUGACACGUGGCACUGUCAUAUAGCCAGCUGUUGAACUAAGUUUGUAAAUACUUGGCCACUCCACGCCGUAAUGUUGAAGUAGUUUCCAAAUUACUUCUCAGUUAACGCUGUCUGUUGAAGGCCUUUUCGAAGUUGAUGAAGUUGGGGUAGAGGCACAGUUGACUGCCAUUCUAUACUUUGUUGGGUGAUGACGAUUUGUAGAGUUGCAGUUUGGUCAACAUAUGAUUUGCCUUUCCUGAAUCCAGCUUGUUCUGGACUGGUGGAGUUCUGUAUCCAGUGCAUCUUCUAUUCUCUCCAGGAUGAUGCGACUUAGUAUUUUACUUGGUGUGGGUGGACAAGAGCAUUAUUCCACGCCAGUUCUUGCUCAGGCCUAGAUUUCCCUUCUUUGGUAGCUCAGUCAGUAGGCACCUUUCCUUUCUUCCAAACCUUCUGCAAUAAUGGCGUGAGAACAUCUGCUACAGUUUCUGGUUCCGCUCGCAGUGUUUGGGGGGGGGGAGAAGAAUGGCAUCUGGUCCUGCUGCUUUCCCAGUCUUCAGUUACGUGAUCGCAUUCAGAAUUUCUGCUUAUCAGUACUCCCUGGUUUUCCAGUAGUUCUCUUGCUGAUGUCACCUUGUAAUCAAUCCUGUAACCAAUGAAAUCCCUGAAAACCAACACUUGAUAACUGUAAGAAUUAGCUUAUAAGACGUUUCAUAAAUGUUACUGUGUGUGUAAGGUUCUGUAUAAGGACCACAAGUUGCUAAGUGUAACUCUCUUGUCGGUGACAAAUUAGUAGACUAGAAUUACUCAAUAACAUUAAACUAUGUAAAGAAUGGUCUCAGCAGUGAAAUUUGCAAGUGUUCCGGUACGUCUGUAGUCCAGUGGUAGGAUGCUCGCCAGCCACUGACAUGGUCAACGUUCGACUCCCGGACGACAUCUAGUUUAGUAGCCAGUUGUAAAUCCGAAGACGACGUCUGUGUGUGUGUGUGUGUGGAGGUUCAUUAUGAGGUAGCCGACACCACCCGUAAAAACUACAAUAUCACAAGUAGAACCUCAGAGUUUGAAGCCCUAUACUCCACUUGAAAGGAAUGAAAAUAAGAAUAGCACGAGAUAUCGACAUUUAAGAAUGCGUUGUACUUACUUAUGAGUGAGAGGAUCACUGUAAUCUUUCGUUUACCAAAGUUUUGUGUCGAUGUCUUUUGUCUAUCAGUCACUGUAUUGACCCUCUUUGGUUCGAGCAGAAUACUUUUCGUGACCUUUACUUUGCAUACGGCUUGUUAUGUUACUUCUUCAUCAAUUAUAAUCUUGAUGUUUUUGUUUUCAGUGAUAUUUUUGUCCUUUGGUCGACUGUACUACUGCAGUUGUUGCAUAACUCUGUAUAUUUGUAUGAACUGUGAAGACACUAAAUGAGUGACACCAAAGAAAAUCCUUUCAAGCAUCCCAAGCGAAAAACUGAGUGCGGUGCUCCACGUCAGUUGACUAAUAAGGCGACAACUCAGAGACGUUACACAUCAUGUGCAAGAGACGAACCAAUUACUGUUGGUCGGUACAGUAAUCGAAUUGUAAAAAAACACCAAUCUUCUCCAAAAUCGGGAGCUAAUGUUUCAUUAACCAUAAAUGAUUCAGUAGCCUCAGCAAUUCCUUCAAACAGUCUGCAACAAACACUCGGGAUUUCAAAAGGAAACACUUCAGAUAAACAAGAGAAUCCACGUGCAUUUUCAGUAAUAUCAGAAGAAUUAAAUAGUAGUAGUGCCUCCACCACGUGCUAUGAUGAUAUAUCAUUGGCUGCAUACUCCCUGUGGUUGUUAUAUCAGCGUUGUACAUCCAGUUACAUUGUAAACAAAAUAGAAUCUGAUUACACAGAAAUUGAAAUAAUGUCCAGCGAGAUAAAACGUUUAUGUGAGAGGGUAACUCGUUUGCAUAAAGCGAAAUCAAAUUGGCAGGCUUGGUACGAGUCAGUGACAAAUUUACACAAAGAGUAUGACCUAUUAACAGAUUUAAUGAAAACUUUAAAAAUACCCGUGAAUGAUUCAGAGAUUUAUCCUGCGGAUAAAUCCUUGGAUAGUCACAAUGGUGGAUUACUUCCCAGGGUUCAACAAUUAACACUUGAGAAAUUCUCUCCACUUGUCUAUCGUUUACCUAUGAAAAGUAUUCACUUGGAUGAUUCAUACACUCAUAAGAAUAUAUUGUGUGAUCUACAGCAGAUCAGUAAUCUUUCACUUAAGUUUUCUACAAUUAAUGAAGACGAUAUUAGUGCCUUUGAAAAGUUGGCCGAUGAAAUUCAAAGUGUAGCUGUUCAUAUGGAGCAGAUGCAUCCUUUUAAUGUUGCUAAAUAUAAACAAUUAACUGAAUGUUUGAACACUUUUCUUCUUAAAGCAUCAUUAACCUGUGAAAAACUUGAACGUGUGUGGCUAGCUGAAUUGAAAUGA
This is a messenger RNA of Trichobilharzia regenti, 6268 nucleotides long. NCBI's taxonomy places the organism in Eukaryota, Metazoa, Platyhelminthes, Trematoda, Strigeidida, Schistosomatidae. The record is from the annotation of a GenBank genome assembly.